AUGCCACCACAAGUUACGUUCAUUAAACUCACAGAUAGAUCAACUAUACCAAUUAAGGUCUUUGUAAAGAAGAACCUCAAUGGUAAGACAGUUUCUACUCAAGAUAAAAGAUCAGUUGCAAUUAAUUCGAAAUCACUAAUAACGUUAAAUAAUCAACCAUUUCAAAUCCAAUUAUCCAACGAUUAUUUAAAUUCAUUAGUAUCAAAACUAAAACCAGAAUUAUUACCAAUUCUAAUAUACAAUGAUAAUUUAGAAUCUCAACUGUUAACAAUAGAUGAUAAUAUCAAGGUGGUAAUAUCACUGAAGUUGAUAUUGACUAUUAGAAGAGCAUUAGGAAUGCUUGAUCCUGAACAUCCAAUGUUUAACAAACUUCCAUUUUCAGACAAUACUAUACGCGUGCUACAAGUUAAAAAAAGAUAUAUUGAUAAUGAGAAAGUCAAUUUCCAAUAUAAACCAAAUAGAAUUAUAGGAUCUUUGAAAGAUGCCAUUCAUGUGUAUAUUAAAUAG
Candida tropicalis MYA-3404 is the source of this 507-nucleotide messenger RNA. RefSeq lists its product as uncharacterized. The record is from RefSeq and is a predicted model, not a curated record. The coding region runs from base 1 to 507 and encodes 168 amino acids. NCBI's taxonomy places the organism in Eukaryota, Fungi, Ascomycota, Pichiomycetes, Serinales, Debaryomycetaceae. The transcript has a single exon. Gene Ontology annotation, molecular function: flap-structured DNA binding. Gene Ontology annotation, biological process: double-strand break repair via single-strand annealing, removal of nonhomologous ends.